This is a messenger RNA of Lycium ferocissimum, 2113 nucleotides long. RefSeq lists its product as uncharacterized. Gene Ontology annotation, biological process: base-excision repair. The transcript has 5 exons. The record is from RefSeq and is a predicted model, not a curated record. NCBI's taxonomy places the organism in Eukaryota, Viridiplantae, Streptophyta, Magnoliopsida, Solanales, Solanaceae. Gene Ontology annotation, molecular function: DNA-3-methyladenine glycosylase activity. The coding region runs from base 91 to 1302 and encodes 403 amino acids.
UUCUUAAUUCUAAGCUUGAUCAUUACCUCCUCAAUACAACAGCAAAAAAAAAAAAAAAAAGCCUCAACCCCUCUUCCUGAAGAAUUAAAGAUGUGUUCUUCCAAAGCUAAACUGCAAAGCAGCCCACAAACCCUCUCCCAGAUCAAUGACCGUCCUGUUCUUCAACCACAUAGCAACAUAGUUCCUCUUUUUGAACGUCGCAACUCGCUUAAAAAGACAACUAAUGCUCCUCCUCCUCCUGUUACUCCAAAUGGUGUUAAGAACCACAACAUUGUUGGUACUAAAGUCAAGACAAGUUCUUUAACAACUCCACCGGUCUCUCCUAAAAUAAAGUCGCCAAGGCAACCAGCUAUCAAGAGAGGGAAUACUAUUGAUCCUAAUGGCUUGAGUUCGAGCGCUGAGAAAGUUGUUACUCCUAAAGGGACUCCUAACAAAAUCCCAACUUUGUUAAAGAAACCUAAGAAAAGCAAUGGGGGCAUAGCAUCACCAAAUUCGGCAGAAAUUUCUUCAUUGAAAUAUUCUUCCUCGUUGAUAGUCGAGGCUCCGGGAAGCAUAGCAGCAGCAAGAAGGGAACAAGUUGCAAACGCGCAAGUGCAAAGGAAAAUGAAAAUUGCACAUUAUGGAAGAACAAAAUCUGCUAAGUAUGAAGGAAAAGUAUCUUCUCUGGACCCUUCCUUCGCCUCGGUUGCUAGCCCCAGUCCCCGAGAAGAAAAAAGAUGCAGCUUUAUCACGCCUAACUCUGACCCACUCUAUAUUGCAUACCAUGAUGAAGAAUGGGGAGUUCCUGUCCAUGAUGAUAAUCUGCUCUUUGAGUUGCUGGUGUUAACUGGUGCACAAGUUGGAUCGGACUGGACUUCAGUUUUAAAGAAAAGGCAAGAAUUCAGGGAUGCCUUUUCAGGAUUUGAUCCAGAAAUUGUUUCCAAGUACAAUGAAAAGAAGAUAACUUCAACAAGUGUAGAAUAUGGUAUAGAGCUUAGCCAAAUCCGAGGAGCUGUCGACAACUCUAACAGAAUUUUAGAGAUAAAGAAGACAUUUGGGUCGUUCGACAAAUAUCUGUGGGGAUUUGUGAACAAAAAGCCCAUUGCAACACAAUACAAGGCAUGCAACAAAAUUCCAGUGAAGACCUCAAAAUCAGAAACCAUAAGCAAAGACAUGGUAAAAAGAGGCUUCCGCUACGUGGGCCCCACCGUUAUACACUCCUUCAUGCAGGCAGCCGGCCUCACCAACGACCACCUUAUAGCCUGCCCACGACAUCUCCAAUGCGUGGCAUUGGCGACUCGACCUGCACCCCUGGCUCUAUAAUUUACCUAAUCAUCUCCUAGUUUAUCAACUACUCUACUAAGCCAUAGUUUUAAGUAGCAAAAAGAGUUGUUGAGGAACCUAGUUGAUUGUCUAACAAUAUUCUACCUUCUUUUUUUUUUGGGUGAUGAAUUUAGGUGUUCCAAGUGAUUUGAUUUGAUAAUGUAAGAUAUUGAGUUGGUUAAUGUAUAGAAAGAAUAUUUUAGAGGAGAAAGUAGGAAGGAAUAAAUGAUUAUGAGGGGACAGAUAGCAUGUGCAGGGUGGGCAGGGAAAUGCCUAUGGCACAUGCCAUUUGAUUUAAUUUUGUGGGCACUGACCGCCACCAUCACUGCACCAUUAUUUACUUGCGUGCUUUUGAACAGAGGCUUAUCUUUCAAGGAUAAGAUUCAUCAUCAACGUCAGUACAAAGGAGGAGCCUUUGCUUUCCCCCAUUAUAGGCCCUUGAUUCCUGUUGCUGCAGGGAAUAAAUAGUGGAUGAUUUAUUCCCUACAUCAUUUCAACUAAAAUGAUGCCACGUGCAGCACCUUAACACAAAAGGAAAAGGAAAAAAAAAAAGUUCAAGGGGCAUUAGUUUGGUUAUGUUUGUUGCCCCAUCGUGACAUGUUUGCUGGAAGCUAACAUGACAGAGAGGCAAGCACAAAGUGCCUUGCAGUUUGUAUCAUAUUUUAGUGUGGAAUUUUGAGUGUGUUUCUCUUUGGCCUUUGCCUUUUUUUUUUUCUAAACCUUUGUUUUUUCGCUUAUGGGGGAUUGUAAUAACUAUUAUGGAUUUUAGUGGUUAUCUAGAUAUGGAUACCUUUUUCUGGAUUCUGUUCAA